CUGCAAGUAGGAAGAUCUCCACGAGCAGGUCUGGGCAGCCCUGCUGAACGUGAAAGGAGGGAAUGAACUCAGUUUUAGAGAGCAGUGGCUGCUGGUGUGGUGCAGAGGCCGCGGGGGGAAAAAAGGCAAAGCUACCAGCUGUCAGAGAGAUUGCUCCAGGUGGAUCUUAAUGCCAUCAAAGGUGAACAGAUGAUUGUCAUUCUCAGAAGAAAAAGGACAGCAUUUGUCAAGCGCAUUAUCUUUUUUUGUAUAGAGAGUGAGCCAGCCCUCCUGACUGUUAUCAUCUGUCUGCUCACCAGACUUACAAGCCCUCUCCUUCAACAAGACCCCAGCCUGGCAGGUCAAGGACCCCUUUCUUCAAUCAAAGCAGCUUUUAAAAGAACUUCUGCAAGAGCUCACUCGCAACCGGACUGCUCCAGAGAAAGAAGGCGUCCAGAGAUAACCAUCCUAUCGGCAGAGCCGCUAACAGCCACUUCUUGGCAUUCAGGGGUGUCCAGACAAAUACCAUCCACAGCUUUCACCACACAACCAAUCUGGAGUGAGAGUGUUCUGACCUCUGCUCAGCUCCCACCAUCCUAUGAGCAGGUGAUCAAGGAGAAGACUAAAGAGCAGGUUACCACACCUUUACCAUCUCCACGACGCUCGCACACAACUAUUGCCACACAGACUGACUCACUAGAGGAGAAUGUGACGCAUCCUGAUUCCUGCACACUCCAAAAUCCCAGUGGAGUUUCAGAGAAGCAGCCAAAAAAACCACCUCGGCCAUCAUUGCCCUGCAAACCAGAUCAAAAAAACAGAUCCUCUACAUGCACUUCCAACUCUCAGCCCAAUGUCGAUGUAGUCUCAAUCACACGUCCAGUGCCUCAACCACGUUCUAAAACAAAUCCCUUGAGCUCAUCCAACCAGGUCAAUGUGCAACCUCUGAUACCACUGCAAGACAGCUGGGAAGGUUGUCCUGUAACACUUGUGGAGACUUCUGAUGCCCAUUCAGGCAAGUAUCUGCAGGAACUCUUAGAUGUCUUCAGCUCUGAUCCUCAAAGUGAUCUGAGCGACAGUGUCAGCAUCCAGGGAGAGCAGACGAGGCAAAGUGAAAACAUGACCUCCUUUCACAGCGACCGCAACAUCCUUUCAAAAAUACAGGCCUUUGAAAGUCAGUCGAGCAAAGAGAACGAUGAAUCUUCUGUACCUUUUCCCCGUCCUCGUAAGGUUUUUGCCAAACCACCUGUGCUGGCACCAAAACCCUCCAUUGCCCCACGACCGUCUGUAAAAAAGCCCAAAGAAGAGCAGGUUUCAGAAUUUGUGAGUCACUUAUACGAAGAGGUUGACAUGCCACCCAUGCCAGCUCCAAGACCUCAGCUUCUCAAAAAACCAUCUUUAGACUUUAGAAAUGUUGACUCUCAGCCUUCCUUCAGGACAGCCCUUAUUCCACCGUCACGACCUUCAUUGGUCAGAGGUAAGAAUGUAAGUUCCCCGGAUGAGGAAGAAGUGGCAUUGAAAGGACCUCCCACCCCACUCAAGCCAAGCAAAGACCUGCUGAACCUCAAUAACCAUAAUUCCACUGCACUUCUGUCUAACAUCACAUCCACAGCGAACAUGCUUGGCAAUGACUAUAUGGAUGCUCCCCUUAAUCAUUCUCCCACUAAACCUUCCCGUCAAGGGGGAUUCACCUACAUGGGGCUACAGGGGGUGACUAAGAGACCCACAGUCAUAAGAGUUCCCAGUAAAACUGACAAAAACCCUGAAGAGGCAGCAGAUGUUCCUCCACCUUUACCUGUGCAGAAAGCUGUGGGCGGCCCACCUACACCUGCUAAACCUUCUCGUGAAGUGAGACCUUAUUCAGCUAUCUCAACAAACAACAGCCGUGCAACAAGCAACCAAGCAGACUCCUUCAGUUUCUCAUCUGAUAUGUCUCUUCCGCCACGGCCCAGUGGAGGAAAGGUUCUACCUCCACGACCGCCACCAGCUAAAGCAGGCCCAGGAAGACCUCCUCCUCCACGGAAAGAUGGCUCCCAACGUCGGCCCUCAGAUCCAGGAGUUUCACAAAUAGUGCCAUCAAAACAACAGCAACCUCAAUGGCAGCAGCAAAACCGUAGAGCUUCAAAAAAAGGACCUGCCCUACCGCCGAGACCCAACCCUGGACAUCGUCUUUACAAUAAAUACACCCUUGAGAUCCCCCACGGUGUUGCUGAGUAUGACUACAAUGGCACUAACACUGGGGAGCUCUCUUUUCAGAAAAAUGAAGUUCUCGUCUUGCUUGAGGAAUUGGACAAUAAAACCUUUGUAUGUCAAGUGGGAAACGCUAAGGGCACCGUGCAGAAAACACACAUGAAGAUUAUUACACCCUUAAUAAGUAUACCCAGAAAUCCAGUACUUCAGAAAAACAGUUCUUUCAGUGGUAUGGUGGAAAAUACUGGAUCUUCACAAGUGCAGGCCCUGUAUGACUUCACUCCAGAGGGGCCUGGAGAGCUGAUGUUGAAGGCUGGUGAUGUGGUGUCUAAUGUAGAACAGCUGGACAGUGAGUGGUACAUGGGUACAUGCAGAAACAUCACUGGAUUCUUCCCCAUUAACUAUGUCAAGACACUGGUGACAGGUGUGCAAAAAUAUUCUUUACACACUGAGGUUGAUGGUGAACAUGUUGGUGACGUCUCUACCGUUAUCAAUAAUCUUUUUAAGCCUGCUACAUCUGCGCCACCACCCAGAAAUGAAUGGAAAACCAAACCAUUUCCUGAUCCUGUCAGAGGCCCAAGGUGUGUUGCGAGGUUCGACUUUGAGGGAGAGCAGGGCGAUGAGCUCUCGUUCUCUGAAGGUGAUGUGAUUCGGCUCAAAGAAUAUGUGGGAGAGGAGUGGGCUCGUGGGGAAGUCGGUGGUCACGCUGGUAUUUUCCCUCUCAACUUUGUGGAAGUGCUUGAGGAUCUUCCCUCAAUGCAAAAAUCUGUUCCGAAUAAGAUUGCACUACCUGGAAUGGCCGGAUCACCUAACACACGAAUGUCUUACACAGCCACUGAGGUUGAACGUAAUGGUGAAGAGUGGGCUGUGGCACUGUAUGACUUCACAGCAGAGACGGACGAGGAUCUGCCCUUCCAGCAGGGAGACAGGGUCCUGGUCACCGCUCACAUAGACGAUGAAUGGUGGAGCGGACGGGUCAAUGGCAGAGAAGGCUUCUUCCCCAAAGCCUUCGUAGAGACUCUUCCAGGAGGAAGAAAGUGGUAGUGGGAGGAAGAAGCAGGAGGACUAUCAGAAGCAGUGUUUUUCUUCUAAUUCAUUUUCUUUUUUAUUGUGUUUGUCUAAAAUAUUUAUAAAUGUGAAGUCAUUUGUUGAUAUUUCAAAUCUAUCGUAUCCUAAAAAUAUACAUUCAUGAACUGCUAU
Messenger RNA from Puntigrus tetrazona (Sumatra barb), 3366 nucleotides. It is a transcript of the gene sh3d19, whose product is annotated as SH3 domain containing 19. The coding region runs from base 190 to 3210 and encodes 1006 amino acids. Gene Ontology annotation, molecular function: protein binding. The transcript has 20 exons. Lineage: Eukaryota; Metazoa; Chordata; Actinopteri; Cypriniformes; Cyprinidae. The record is from RefSeq and is a predicted model, not a curated record.